Molecule: messenger RNA, 1910 nt
Organism: Copidosoma floridanum
Lineage: Eukaryota; Metazoa; Arthropoda; Insecta; Hymenoptera; Encyrtidae
Gene: Rexo5
Product: RNA exonuclease 5
Cellular component (GO): nucleus
Molecular function (GO): exonuclease activity; nucleic acid binding
Source: RefSeq, a predicted model, not a curated record
AUGUCACAUAUAUUUUUUUACAUUGUAGCUUCAAAUGUUGAUACAAAAGAAAAUGUUCGUUUGCCAGCAACUGACAAGUUUCCAAGGACUGAGUUGUUACUUUCACCUUAUCAACUUAUAGAAGAAAAUUAUCCCAUUCCGCUGAAAGGUGGUCUUGCUAAAAAGUAUGAGAAUUAUGUAAUGACUAAAGAUACAUAUGCUGAGGUAAAUUCAGAAUCAAAAAUGUAUGGUAUAGAUUGUGAGAUGUGUAGGACAACUUUGGGUUCACUAGAACUGACCAGAAUAUCUAUUGUAGAUGAAGCAUUAAAUGUAGUUUAUGAUACUCUUGUCAAACCAGACAAUAAAAUUACAGAUUAUCUUACUCCCUAUAGUGGUAUUACCAAAGAUAUGUUAGAAAAGGUCACAACAAGAUUAUCUGAUGUACAAGACUUUAUAAGAAUUUUCCUUCCUGCUGACGCAAUCAUUGUUGGACAGAGCCUUAAUUCAGACUUCAAUGCUUUGAAAAUGAUGCACCCAUAUAUAAUUGAUACAGCAGUAAUAUUUAAUGUUACAGGAGACAGAUAUCGAAAAACAAAAUUGAAGGUACUUGCCUCGACGUUUUUGAAUGAAAAUAUUCAAAAUAAUAAAGCUGGACACUGUUCAGCGGAAGAUGCUACAGCUUCUUUAAAAUUGGUUCAGCUCAAGUUGGCCAACAGUAUUGAUUUUGGUGAUUCAAUAUUAAUAGAGAAGUCACAUUUUAGCUCUUAUAUGUCUGAGUUAAAAAAAGACAAAAGAACUAUGAAAUCAAAAUACGAAAAUUGUAAUUUCACUGUGGGAUCUUCAAUUUUUAACCGCACUACCAAUGCUGAAACAGGGCACAGCAAAACUGCAGGGAUUUUUGGAUGCACAGAAGUAAUGAAUAAUUAUUCUAAAUUUAUGAAAAAUUCGAACUUAAAAAUAACGUAUGGUAAUGACUUCCAAGUUGGGGAUCACGUGCGUCUUGUAAUCUCGGAAAGCAAUCGUGAAUUAGUAAAGAGGUGUUCACAGGUGGCAGCAGAGCAUGCUCUUAGUUUCCUUCAUGUUACAUUGAAUAAUGAUGAUUUAGCAGAAGACAAUGUUGCUAAAACUCUACAUUCUGUUGAUAAGUGGAUUGAAAAACUUUGGAAACACACCAAGCAAUAUGGGAUGUUGUGUGUUUUAUUUAGUGGAAAAAAAAAUUCCUCAACUGGAGCUUGCUUUUUGAGCAUCAAAAAUGAAAUUAAUACUGAAGAUGUUUCUAAAGUAUAGAUAAUCUAUUAACACUGCCAUUCCAUGUAUUCAAUAAAUAUAGUUAUGGGGUUGCGUGCCCCAUGCACGAAACACGGGAAACAGCAUUAGUAAGGUCACGAUCACACAUCUACAAAAUACAGCUAUAGAUUGUGAAAAGCGGCGAAGAGUAUAAAGUUCUCCCACUAUCUGUCGAUCUCAUUUGUGCAGCAAUUAUUGCAAUUUACUUUAUUAUGAAAACAAUGAUAACUUGAAGUGUAAAGAAUUUAUAGAAAAAUGAAGACACCUAAACGCAAACAAAAAAGUAUAAACGUGUAUUCUUACUUCGAAUUUUGCAAGAGUAUCUAGUCUAUUGUUCCCGUAUAACCAGAUGCAAGUUAUGUUCUGGGAAGAUAAGAAAAAAGGUACAUCUCAUUUCCUCAUAACUACAGGGGCUUUUGUACAACUGCAUUAAUUUUGUGCUAUGGUACAGAAUAUAUUUUAAACAAAUUUUAAUGUUAAAAUUACAAACUCACAUGAAAAAAAUUAAGGUGUUCUUGAGCCACUGAUCCAAAGGGAAGUAUUUUUUUUCUACAUUCCCUGUUUAUACACAACAGGUACUAUAAAAUAGAUUCAAAAUUUUCUAAAGAGAUGAAACGAUAAUAAUUAUUAGUUAUUGUAAAUAA